Messenger RNA from Zingiber officinale, 1639 nucleotides. Its product is annotated as salt tolerance receptor-like cytoplasmic kinase 1. The coding region runs from base 450 to 1526 and encodes 358 amino acids. Gene Ontology annotation, cellular component: plasma membrane. NCBI's taxonomy places the organism in Eukaryota, Viridiplantae, Streptophyta, Magnoliopsida, Zingiberales, Zingiberaceae. Gene Ontology annotation, molecular function: ATP binding; protein kinase activity. The record is from RefSeq and is a predicted model, not a curated record. The transcript has 2 exons. Gene Ontology annotation, biological process: protein phosphorylation.
CUCAAACAAAGAUAGUGAGUUUAAGAGAGACAAAGUUAUGCAAAGCAAGCUCUGACAAAGAGAAGAAAAAGGAGUUGCUAAUUGUUUUAUGGAAUAAGAAAGAUUAUGAAUUCAUACAAAUACUCAUCAAUGACGAUUUCAACAGUGAUGACAGACCUCUCACCCACCAACUCCCUCCCUCCAUUACCUUUGAGUUCACCGCCACUACCACCAUACAAUCAUUCUCAGUCUGACCAAGCCCACCCCAGUAUUCCUUACAAUUCACCUAAUUUAUUAUUUCAUUCAUAAAUUAGGUGAAUUCAAGUCUUCAUAUAAAUGUAGUCUUCCUUCUCCAUUCCUCUCGCAGCCUCCUCUGCUCUCUUCCCAUUUCCCUAAGGAUUAUCCGUUUUGCCAUUCCGGCCGCCGUCUCCUCGCUGCCUGUUGCUUUAGAUACUGUCGCCUGAGUUAGAAUGUUCCGAGGCAGCAGAAUACCGCUCUGCGGAUGCUUCCGGAACCCGGGCGAGUCGGAUCUCGGCCCGGCCCAGGCCCGCGUGGCUGAUGGACCGGAAACAGAGCAGGAGAAGGAGGCGGCGGCGCUGAUGCCACGGCGGUUCAGUUGGGCGGAGGUCGAGUUCGCGACCGGGAAGUUUGCCGACUCCGCGGUGGUGGUCGGCGAGGGAGGAACCAGCACCGUCUAUCUCGGCCGCCUCCCGGAUUUCUCCCUGGUGGCCGUCAAGCUCCAUCGUCCCAGCGAGCGCCUCCACCGCGCUUUCCGUCAGGAGCUUGACGUCCUCCUCCGCCUCCGCCACUCCCACAUAGUCCGCUUUCUCGGAUACUGCGAUGACCACGAGGAAGAAGGGGCUUUGGUGUUCGAGUACGUACCGAAAGGGAGCCUCCAUGAGAAGCUCCACGGCCGAGAGGCGCUGCCGUGGGCGCAGCGGAUGGCGAUAGCGUGCCAGGUGGCGCAGGCACUGGAGUACCUGCACGAGGAGUGCGAUCCCCAGGUGGUGCACGGCGACGUGAAGGCCGCUAACGUGCUCCUCGAUGGGGGAAUGGAGGCGAAGCUGUGCGACUUCGGAUCCGCCCGGGUGGGCUUCUCGGCGGCCGUGGGGCCGCCAAGAUCCGGCCUCGCCAUGGCGGUGGGUUCGCCUGGGUACAUCGACCCGCACUACCUCCGCUCGGGGAUGGUCUCCAAAAAGUGCGACGUGUACAGCUUCGGGGUGCUGCUUCUGGAGCUCGUCACUGGGGCGGAGGCGUUCGACGCCGAGCGCGAGCGGCGGCUGACUGCGCAGAUGGCCCCGGUGCUGCGCAACCCGGCCGGGCGGGUGGCGGAGGCGGUGGACACCAGAUUGGGCGGGGCGUACGACGCCGGAGAGGCAUCAGCGGUGAUAGCGGUGGCGGCAGUGUGCGUGGGGAGUAAUCCCAGCCUCCGCCCCACGAUGGCGGAGGUUGUCGGGAUACUGCGGGAGAAGACGUCGUCGUCCAUCGCAGCAAUAUGCGAUGGCAAAAAGAGAGUUGUAACGUCGGGGUCGAAAAUGCCUAUUUAGUUCGUGAAUUAGGUCGUAACAAUUCUAAAGUGUACAUCAGGAGGCGACGCAAAUUUGUACCAUACAAAUUCCAAAAGAAAAAAAUUGGUAUAUUGAGUGUUUUUGGUUUAAAA